This is a messenger RNA of Striga asiatica, 591 nucleotides long. The record is from the annotation of a GenBank genome assembly. Lineage: Eukaryota; Viridiplantae; Streptophyta; Magnoliopsida; Lamiales; Orobanchaceae.
AUGCACCCGUCUGCGGGGUUACAAUCCUCCCGUUUGCUCCCGACGAUCUCGCACAACGACCUUAGCGAGCACACAUCAGUCGUUCGCUGCUGCAAGGUCAGCAAUCCCAGGCCCGAGAGGCGGAAGCCUAAUGUGUUAAUUGGCCCAAGGCGAGGAGGGCCCGGGACGACACGAUGGGUUAUUUCGAGUUCUGAGGUUUUGAAACGAGAGGUCGGGAGGAUCGGACGGCUCGUGGCUUGCUCCAUUGUUUUUCAUAGAGAGGACAGAGAGACCCGACUAGGAUGGAGAGACUUGGCAAGGUGUUUCGCACCACAUGGUUAUUUCCAAAGCGAGAACGGAAGGAUACGGCUAUUUAUGAAGUCGGGACGACCCGAGGAGAUGUUACAGUGCUCCAAUAUUCUCUCACGAACUGGCAAGAGGGGGCAAAGGGACCUCGAUCACGGACCCGAUGAACUCACCGAGCUCAGUUUAACAUCCGAAGACAGCUUGGCUGAGGGACGAGCUCAUGUGGCUCGGAUGACCUCACGCCGAGUUGAGGUCACUUCACAAAUUCGAAAGUUGAGGUCGCUUUGGCACUCAAUAUUUGCCUAG